AUCAGUGUGGACAGUUCUGAGUAAUAGAGGAGGACGACAUCGUCCUCCGCGAUACUUGGUUUCUCCCUUCCAUUCUUAGGAAGGCUCAUUUACCGUAUUCUCGGUUACUCAAAGACGUCACGAAUGCCAAUCAGCAUGGCGCCGCUGCGGCUAUCCCGACCCUAGUGCUGUUCAAUCCACGAUGGGGUGUAUGCAGGCCUCGACAUGCUUAAACCGCGAACACACGCGAUAUCCUCGGAGCGCUCACCAUGGCUCAACAGUUGCUACACUUCCGGGCUGUUGGCGAUCUACUAACAUGAUUGAUUCGCUCUGGAUGUUGCGAAACUUCAGUUACGUGCCAAAACUGCCACGGCUCACCCGAGGCAGGUUUCUUUUGAUUUGUUCGUUGCAGUUUUUUCAAAUUCGGUUGGUUUAUUUGCUCCCCGUAGAUAGGUAUGCUGUGUUUCUGGCACGGAAGGGUUUAUUUCUCCUCUGCCGGCGAGCAACCAAAGCCGAUAUAUACAGGCAAGGGGUCCUGAAGAAGGCGGGGAAAGUCAUGGAGAAAACGCAGGCGACCAAACAGGGAGGGGAACAAGCGAACCGGCCCCGGGUCAAAACGCACCACCAAUCUGCAGAGGGGCGAGCCGGGGAAAGAACACGGAACGAGGAAAUGAAGCAUCCGGACGAAGAAGGAAGAAGAAGAACCUGAUUAAAGCCCCCCUUUGCCCAGGCAGACAAUAGCCACGGUUGGGGUCCAUGGCCGUGAAUGCCUUUGGGGGGGGGGGAAGUGGUACGCGGCAGGCAACAUCCAGAUUAUUUGGGGGAUUCGACUGGGGCGUUUCCCCGUACCCCGGCCAGAGCGCUCAAAGGGUCGUUCGUCUUUCGGACAGCCACCACCACAAGCUGUCUCCCGGGUUGAACCAGGCCUCAA
Messenger RNA from Aspergillus heteromorphus CBS 117.55, 910 nucleotides. RefSeq lists its product as uncharacterized. Bases 182 to 688 code for a protein of 168 amino acids. NCBI's taxonomy places the organism in Eukaryota, Fungi, Ascomycota, Eurotiomycetes, Eurotiales, Aspergillaceae. The record is from RefSeq and is a predicted model, not a curated record. The transcript has a single exon.